AUGGAGCAAGUUAAUGAUCUGUCAGAAGCACUUCCCAUGCAGGCCUCUCCGACUUAUCAUGUGGAAGUUCUUCAAGAUCCUUGCAGGCGAGUAUUAAAAAUUUUGAGGGCAACAUAGAAUACCUGGCUACUCAGCAUAACGAAGGCAUAACAUAAAAGGCACUCAUUUAUUCAGCAAGAUGCAGAUUAGUGGCCUGGUAUUCUGAAAUUUAGGGAUUUUAGCCGUUUUAAAAAUAGAGGUAUACUAUAACCACAGUUGUCAGUACAGUUCGUCAUUUGGUAUGGGUUCGUUUUCGUCAUUACUGAGGUGUUACUCUUGUAGGUUAAUUAAUCAACUUCCUUUGUAUCCUAGCCCUAAUUAUUCCUGAUCAUGAAUAAUAAAAUUAGGUUUAGGAGACAAAAGAAAGUGAAAAUAUCCCUAGGUUGAAACCAUUGUAACCUGAAAGGUGAACAUAGGCUCAGACUCUUUCAUUUACAUGUAAAUUAUUGCUUAAACAGAGUUGAAUGACAUCAGUUACUUUCCUAGCAGUACACAGGACGCAUGUCAUACAUGAACCUUGUAUAUGGCCCAGCUCACCACGAGUCCUUCGUAGCUCAGUGGCUAGAGCAUCCGACCAGUGUACAGAAAGUCAUAGGUUCAAUUUAUUGCUCUAGGGGAAUCAGAUUUUUGCUUUGUCCCAUGCUCGUGACAUGUUCCUGUGUGACAUGUUACUUUAUCACAAUAUUAUUAUCAUUAUAGCACGGCUAGAGCUGGUAUAAUAAAGGAACAUGUCAGGAAGUUUUUGAUGUAUGAGACCACUGUGUAUGGCGACACUACCUUUAUGGAAUUCACAGAUGGUUUCCUAACAGAGCAUGUUAAAUCAGUGUCUGUUUGUGACACAGAGAUGGUCUCUAAAGAUAGACAGGUAUAUUUCAAUAUCUCUCAAUUAAAUACCUUCUGUCUAAUUAACACCCCCUGUGUUUUCAUCAGACUGACGCCAGUCUCUAAUAAAUGCCCCCUGCUAAUAGACAUCCUACAUGACAAUUGCACCAAAUAAGCAAGUUGUUUAAUUUCAAGUCCAAAAUAAGGAUGUCUCUGUCAUUGAAAUUGAGCUUUAAAAAAAUGAUCUGGAUCUCUAAAUGCUAUAGAUGUACAUGUGUCAAUGGAUGGACUUAUUUACCAGCUUUUCUGGACACUGGCCUGCCCAGAGGGAAUGUGCCCGAACAGGACUCAGGUCCCAUGUGAGGUGCCAUCCCUACCCACUCCCACAACCCUGUAAAGGUUGACCACACCACCGGAGUCUACAAACCCUACUCUUUUUGAAUAGUAAUGUGGGUUCUUUUACGCCCCACAAGAACAAAUCAGUGAAAGUGCUGUGAGACGGGACCUACGGUUUUUCGUGUUUAUUCGAGAAGACUAGAAAGUCUAAUCAUUUACAGAUGUCAUUAUAAAGGCAGCACUUUCUUCUCAGUUAUUUAAAGACCCUGAGUAUUGGUCUGGCCGGGGUUUGAACCCGCAACCUCCUGCUCGGCAGACCAGUGCUCUCCCAACUGAGCUAACCAGGUAGCGGUUUGACUGGAUAGUCUGCUGUUUAUAAACUGUGUCUUGCUAUGCUACUGUAUUUGCUAAAAGAAUUUUCAUUUUGUAGAGUUUGCCAGAGUUAUGAGAAUAAACAUCUCUCUCUUUUAAGUACCUGCUAUCUUUUAAAUGUCUGUGCUUGGCCUCCCUACAAUUAAAAUAGAUCAAGGUCAAUUAGAUCAAACUUAGCCCAUCCGUGACGGAAUUCAAGUGUUUACUCAGGCAAAAGCUUCUUAAUGACUGCUUUAUUUAAUUAAUUUAAUUAAUUUUAUUGACCUUUGUCUUCUUUUAUCAUUGUUAUAUUCUUAUUGUCAUGUACUUGGUUUAUAAUUUUGUAAUGUAAAAUUGACUCUGAAAAGCCCCGUGGGGACGAGCCAAUAAAGUAUGUGUGUAUGUAUGUAUGUAUCAUUUACAACUUAUUCAACAGAGCUUUGCAGUGAACAUGAUAAUUUUGAGGCAAUACGUUAAAGGCUGGUUUUCACAAGUGACACACGCGAAAUCGUAAUCAGAAGCGUAGAACUUUUUGAUCUAGUGAAAACAGUGUUCUGAUUCUUUUGAUCAAGUGAAAACUGGGUCGUUGGGGUCGCAUCCAGAAGCAGAAGAACUAAACCAAUUACAAAGCAUAGGAACGUGCAUUGUGAUUGGUCUAUCCUUGUGCUUCUGCUUUACUCUGACAAUCUGAUUUUCACAAAAUGGAAAGAGGAAUGUGAGUGAUGGAGUUGUGAGCAGAGUUGGAAGAAAACUGGAAAAGUUCUGAUUCUUCUGACUCCAAUUCCGUCGCACUUAUCACUCUGCUUACGACUCCGAGUGGGACUCUGUCGUUAGUGAAAACCAGCCUUUAGUUGAGUCAGGGGUUUUGGGUAGGGGCUGAUAUAGCAGCAAUACCUCCCUACAGUUUUCUUUCUUGAAAAUUUAAAAUGCCUCAUUAGCACUGGACUUGCAGUCCAGAGGCCCCCAGGCCAUUAUUAAAAUUGAAGAGUACUUGUGCAUUGCUUUAGAGAAAAGAUAAAACAAUUUUACAGAGUGACAUAAAGGUUCCUUGCUAAAAAGCCUUUUAGCUAAUUAUUAGCAGAACUAGCCCCAUAACUCAUUUUUUAUUGCAUGUAUUUUUAGGGCAAUCUUAAGAAUUGUAAGUUUGCAAUCCAUGUGUUCCAACUACAUGAUGAUGGUCCAGCAACAGAGGAGUUGGAGGAAGACAUUGCAGCUGCCAAUCACUGGCUUUUACCUUCUGGUUUGUGUCACAUCAUUAGCAUUAAUGCCACACCAAUAUCAGCCCUUUGCAGAACUUGGUCAUGUGCUGGGAUACCACUUAGCGUCUGCAUUGUCCAUGCAUUCAACUGAUUCAAGCACGUGACUAACUUCUGCAAAAGGCUUAUUUUUUAUUUCCGAAAAUGCAUGCACCUUGAAAUAGUACUGUCAGUAGUGCAAAUAAUUCUUAAAACUGCAAGUAGAAGAGGCGAAGAUUUUAUCUAUGAAUUUGUUUGCUCCAUUGGUAAUCACAACUAAUUUAAUAGUUUGUUUCAUUUUUAUUAUAAAUAUCUAUUUUGCAGAGGAUUUUCAUGGAAUCUGGGACAGCUUGAUAUUCGACUCAGAUGUCAAAGCCCAGGUAAAUGUUAAAUAUGUGGUGCUUCAAUUUUAUUCUUGCUUGCAAUCCUGUUAUCAUACAUUACGUAACCUCAGCCAAAAACAAAAUGAAAAUAAAAUUUAAACCAACGCAUGUUUAGUGAUCACUAAAACUAGCUGUAUAGUGGAUAUACCACUGAGUCAGAUAGCUAGAGAAUACUAAGCCUUGCUAUAAGUAGAAAUUACUGUAAAUUCACUGUAAAUUCCAUCAGAUUGUAGACUCUUUACUAACAUAUUUGUCUUAAGUUAACAACCAAUGAAUAAAAGGAGAUUCCUUUAGUUACUUAUAAUCAGGUGUUAAUGAUAUCAUUAAUGAUUAUAUACCACAGUGACAGGUUUGUUCAUUUGCUGCUGUCAUCACUGUUUAGCUUUUUUCCAAUUAAUUAUUUAUUAAUAAAUCGUUGUUCCUGUUUUCUUCUCCCUACUUUUAGCUGAUCAAUUAUGCAAUGACAACUUUACUCUUCUCAGACAGGUUUGAAAAAUUCUUACUCCUGCUCAUCCCUUUUGUUAAUAAACACGUACUUGUUGACUCUGUAAAGGCAAGUGUAACAACUGCAAGUGAGUUGUCUCAAUGUUCUGUGUACAAAUUAUGUACAGCUGUAAAUGUGAAAAAACUGUUUUCAGCCUAAAAGGUUGUGCUCUCUAUUGUACUUGUGUAAUUUUAUUUGUCAGUGAUGUUACAGUUGUACAUAUUGGUCCCAAAAAUAUCAUUCUUAAUGAUGAUAUUUUGUUCAUGUCUUAAGUUGAAUGUGUAAGACCUGUUAUAUUCUUGUUUGCAGGGGUGUAAACAGCAAUGUCAUAUCUUGGAAUCGAGUUAUCCUUCUUCAUGGUAAGAGCAAUUUAUUUAUUAAUAGCAGUGCUGUUGUAGUUUGUAUUCUGGGACUUGAUUUAUGAAUUAACACACUCAUGUACAACCAUGAUCUGCAAUACAUUGUUUAUUACUAUAUCACAAAAGAAAUCUAGAAAAAUCAGAUGCAAAUACACCAUGCAUAAAAACCGAAAAGCUAAUGGAGGUAAUGGAGCUAAUGGACCAUUAUUAUGUUAGUUUUAAGUUUGGUUGGAUUAGUCAACGAUCAAUGAUGCAAAUGACUUCAUAAAUGUUAAAACCCAUGCAAGAGAGAAACCUUCGCUUGCAGGGUAUGGAUACACUAAAAAGAAUAGGGAACACUAUCUGAGGAAAUGCUUUUGAACUCAAGAAAAAGAUACCUGGGUUAAAAUUUAACCCCCAGUUGGUGCUGGUAUGUAAUCAGCCUUCAAACAACUCGGCUAGCUGUGACAUACAAACAGUGAAUUUUGAACCUGUGCACUUUUUCUGGUGCCAUUAUGGGUGGUACAUUGUGUUAACUUCUACAUUACAUGUAGAUUAUCUUUGUGAAGAGAACUUGAAAUCAUAUGGCAUUAAGUGGCUUUUUCAAUUUUUCAAGGUCCUCCCGGAACUGGCAAGACAUCACUUUGCAAAGCACUGGCCCAAAAGCUGAGUAUUAGAUUGUCUGACAGGUAUGUUUCUAAAGCUCUAUAUUGCUUAAUAUAGGUUUUCUAGUUUUUGGGCAUAAAGUUUAAAAUUAGUUCAAAGUAAUUAAUUUUGUUUUCCUUUGUCAAUGCAUGGGUAUUAAAUGGUAUAAUAUUUUAUAAGUUUUAACCAUUCAAGAAAAUAUAAAAUUCAAACAAAGGGAAUAAUUGAGCCACAAUAAUUAUAGCCAUACUGUGAAUUCUAAAUUAUUAGCUAUUAGCCCUUUAAGUCCCAAUAUCCACAUACAAAUUCUCCAAGCAGAUGUCCAUAGAUUUCCUUUAAGAAUUUGUUGAGAGAAUUUGAUAAAAGAUCAAGGCAUUUUCUCUUUAGUGAUCAUUUUAGCAAUUCUCAUAACCUUUUCUCUUGACAAUGCAUGGAUAUUGUUUGGAGAAAAUUGAUGUUGGUCACUACUGGGACUUAAAGGGGUAAACUCAUCAACAAAUAUGAGUACGUGGGAACUGUGUAAUGCAUAGCCAUAAGAACUCUGUGACUGGCAUCCCCCUAGACACUGUCACACUCAAGGCCGUACAUGUGCUCUAAGGAAUAUUGAAGAGAACCUGGUAUACUGAAAAAUCAAGCUUGUCCGGCAUAUGAUUUGUGUGAAAGAAGUAUUAAAGAUUUUCUAGUUGCCCGAGAUAAAAGAAAUUGGGUGCCAGGAGCCACUGGGCUCUGCUAGAGCACAGAUUUGACACUGCUACAGUCUAACUAUUGGAACCAAGCAUACUUACAGGGAGGCCAGGGUAGCAAGCAAAAACACUUUAAGAGCGUGAGUUAUGAGAGACAAUGCAAACUUAUGGCCUGUAAAACAUAAAGAACCCCGUGAAACUAUCAGAACUUGGUCCCUGAUAAUGCCAGCAAUUACCUCUAGUUUCAGUUUUAGUUUGAUUUCAGUGCUGGGACUAAUAGGUAGAUGAUUACUAAUAUUUGAGAUACUCUGCAUCAUGUUUCAUGGUAUGUUGUUUAUUGCCAGGUAUUCUUAUGGCCAGUUAAUUGAAAUAAACAGCCACAGUUUAUUUUCCAAGUGGUUUUCUGAGGUAAGUUGAAACAAUGCUUGUUUUAAAUACAUUAUUCAGUGUCUUUCAAUCUGAAUAUUUGUACAAAAUGAUGCUGGUACUUUGAUUUUUAAAACAGAGUGGAAAGUUGGUGAUGAAAAUGUUUCAGAAAAUUCAAGAACUGAUUGAUGACAAAGAUGCAUUAGUCUGUGUGUUGAUUGAUGAGGUAUGAAGUUUUGUAUGAGGAAACCUAGCCUCCCAUGCAGGCGCUUUUUUAAUAGGGAAGCUCAUUUUUCAUCCCUCCCCACGAAUGCCUGCACAACUGAAGACAACAUUCCUUUCCCAUUGUUUAUUUGACCAAUCAACAGUUGUGAAAUAAAGUGUUGACAGGCUGAACACGGCUAAAACGUGACCCUAGAAUUACCCGUUUUCCUUCUUUUCUUUCCUUCACUAAGGUUAUGCAGUGCAUGGAGUAUUCCAAACUUUGACUAAAUCUUACUUUUGCCGCUCUGAAUCUAACAUUUAUUAGAGGUCAGCUUUCCCAGUGUUUCGUUUAGAUCAAGUAGCUAUCAGAUUACCCUGCGGUCAAGGUCAACUUUCCAGAAUUUGAAAUUAGUACAAUGUGAUUGGCUAAGCUUGGGAAAGUAAUGUUGUCUUCGGUUGAGCAGGUGUUUGUGGGGAGGGAUGAAGGAUGAGCUCCCCUAAAAACUCCUGUGUGGGAAGCUAUGGGGAACCCUCAUAUAACAAAUGACAUUCUUUGCUCAACUUAUAGUAAAAUAUAUGAAACAUCAGGUUAAUAGCAUGGAGUGCUUUUUCUCUGUGGUAGGUUGAGAGUUUAACUGCUGCUCGUAAAUCAGCCAUGCAGGGUCAGGAGCCUUCUGAUGCAAUAAGAGUUGUAAAUGCUCUGCUUACUCAAAUUGAUCACAUAAAAAGGUAGGCAAAAAUAGAAACACCUCCAAAAGAUGAAAUCUUCCUCAAAAAGAUACCUUAAACACUGUAGAAAGGGGGCUUGAAAAUACCAUUCCUAGACAGUCACUCAGAGAGGAAGCUGACGAACUAGUAGUUAGCCUCGGUACCUCGGGAGAGCUUGCUGGCAGACUACUGCAUGACUAGUGUACCAUUGGCAUGUCAUGUUGUUGACAUGGGGUGGGUUCUUGAAAUCUGUUGGCCUUUUAAUUUCUCUUUAAAUGCAGUACACACUUUUCUAUCCACAGACUCAGUGCUGGUCUCCAAUGAGUCUCUAAUGAGUUGAGUGUAAAGUAAGCUUUCUCUCAAUUAACAGAUGCCUCAGUGUAUAAGACAGGCAUCGGAAGACGGUGGCUGUUGGCUUUUUUGGACUCUUUUUACGAAGUGAACACCUUUCUAAGAUGGAACUUAGUUCUAGUGCCAGUAGUUUUCUCCUUGGGGGACAUCUGACUGCACCAUGUUCCAUAGUUGUUAAGAUUCAAAAUGUUUUAAUUCUUUCUAACUAGGGAAACUUUAGAGGGUGCUUACCAAAAGUCAGUAUCUAGGCUUUUUUGGAUCUUGACUUCAUUUAUACCCAAUACUGUAAUAAUCUUUCGUAACAACUAGGAUAGUUGAGGAUUCAAAACAGUUUUAAUCUCUACAACUACAAACAUGGCCGAAGCUCACACACUUAUACCUAUGCACGCAUGCGUAGGAAAAUACCGCUGAUCAUUACAACUUUCCCCUCCAAAAAAGAACAACAAACAAAAAUACAAACAACACAAAGAAAAAGGGUUCUGCAGAGAAUAACCAAGCAUUAAUGCUAUUUGUGAAAACUGAAAACAGUUAAUGUUCAGAAUGCUUAACAUUGUCCUUGAAUCAGAAUGGUCUCCGUGAAAAGUGAGAACGGUUGAUGUUCAAUGUUCACAAAUGUUAAACACAGUCUUAAAUCGUAAUGGCCUCUGUAUGACCCUUCCACUCCUAGUCUUGUAUUGCUCUGACGUCUUCAUAGAGCCAUCGCCUGAAUGAUUUAUCCCUUGCUCUUGGGACGCUGAGGCAGGUUCCUCCACUACUGGGUUUGCUUGACUGACUUGUUCCUUGCAAGAGAAACUUCCAUUUACACUCCCUGACGGAGGUUCAUGAAAAUGUGAGUCGUCUGUCGAUGUAGGACUGCAAAUUGGCACUUCUUUCUAUUACUGCGGCAUUCUCCACCAUUAUCUGUUUGCACUUUGUAAGACCUAGGUGUUUCUGCAAGGACCACUACCACCCGUGGUUCCCAACGCUUUCCCAUGCAUGCCCUGAUUCGUCGCCUUUUUUCCAAACUGUUAGCUGUUUGGUGUGCUGAUCAAAGUAGUAUCUUUGCUUCUCUUGCUUCAGCCUUAACUUCUCCUUUACUUUGGUUGGAUCCUGGACUCUCAGUUGCAGUUGAGCUUCAGUCGUGGGGAUAAUUGAUCUGGGUCGUCUACUCAUGAGCAGUUGCGCUGGUGAGCCGACCUGAUCAAUAGGUGUGUUCCUGUAUUCUAAUAAUCCUAGAUAUGGAUCAUAGUUGCAUUGUUUUGCUAUGGUUAGCAGAUUAUUUACCGUUCGAACUGAUUUUUCAACGAGCGCAUUUGCUUGUGGAGUUGUGGGUAGAGUGGACUGGUGGUAGUGUGUUUGAAUUGCCACUGUUUCGUGAAUGACUCAAAUACUUUGGAUGAGUACUGAGAACCAUUGUUGCUGAUUACCUCACAUGUUAUUCCAUGAUGUGCAAAAGCAGAUUUGAUGUGGGUGAUGACCGUGUUACUUUUGGUGUCUGGCAGUUUGGCUACUUGAAAAAAAAAAAAAAAACGCGGGUGGUAAUCUACAAUAAUGAGGUAUUUUGAUUUAUCCCAGGUGGACAGGUCUGUUGCUACCUUUUCCCAAGGCUUGCUUGGUAAUUGGGAGGGAAUCAUUUGGCUCCUUUGCAUUUUGCUUUUGGUGUUGUUGGCAUAUAUUGCAUCUUGCAAUCUUUUCCUGAAUUUCAGAACUCAUCCCAGGCCAUUAUAACACAUCUCGUGCUCGUGGCUUGGAUUUCUCUAUGCCCAUGUGGCCUUGAUGAAUUCUCUCUAACAUUUCCUUCCGCAUAGAGGUUGGGAUAAGAAUUCUUUCACCCCUUAGAAUGAUACCGUUCAGUUCAGACAUUCAAUCUCUCACGUCCCAAUACAUGCCGGUACUGUUACUGAGACAGGCGUUUGUUCCUGGCCAUCCACGUUUGAUGAUUUCACUGACGUGUGUCAGCGACUCGUCGUUGGCUGUUUCCUCUCGUUUUUCUUCAAGUUUGGGUUUUGCGAGUGGUAGGCUUGACUGUAUCAGAUGACCGUGGAGUGCAUUUUUUCCUCUUCCAAGUUGUUAUCAUUCUGUUGUUUCAGGAAUUGAUGCACAGGACAGUAUGUCUGGGAGUAAUAACUCCCUUCCGGCUUAUAUUCUAGUGUGUAGUCUUACUUUUGCAUUCUGAGCAGAAUUCUUUAUAGUCUGGGUGGUACUGUCGAUAAGGGCUUCUUCAGAGUUUUUUCUUGGGGUUUGUGAUUUGAUUCUACGUGCACUUUCUUUCCUUACGUGUAUUGGUUGAACCGCAGCAGGCUGAACUCAACUGCCAAGAGUUCCUUUUCUGUCUGUGCAUUUCUUGAUUCGGCCUCAGUUAAAGAUCUUGAUGCGUAAGCCACGGGACAACCGCAGUAAGACUCCGCUGAGGCCUGCAGGUGAGGCAUCGCAACUGACGGUUACUGGUUUUUGUACAUCAAAAAACGUCAGAACGGGACCUCCAUUCUCAGUUAAGACACUCUUAAUUUAUUGAAAGGCUUUGACUUGUUGAUGUGACCACUGAAAUUCAAUGUCCUUUUGCAGAAGCACCACAAUGGGUUCAGUGACAGAUGCCAGAUUGGGAAUGAAUUUUCCGAGGUAGUUGACUGUACCGAGUAAUCUUUCAACUCCUUUCUUGUCAGUUGGUGCUGGCAUGUCCUUAAUGGCACGAAGCUUUUUAUCAUCGGGCUUGAUCUCCUCUUGUGUAACUUUGUGACUAAUGAAGGUCACCUGCUUGACUUUGAAGACACAUUUUCCCUUGUUUAGUGUCAAGUUAAUCUUCUUACAUCAAUCCAGGACUGAGUUUACACGACAAUCAUGUUUCAUUUCCGUGUCAGCGUGCACAAUUAUGUCAUCAAUGUCAGUUUCAACACCUUCCAGGUCACCAAAGUGUUGACUCAUUUCCUUCUGAAAAAACGUUUUGAGCAGAUUUAAUGCCAAAUGGGGUAACUUGAUAGCAAAACCUUCCUAAUGGCAUACUUUAGGUGGUAAGAAGUUGACUCUCUUCAUCUAGUGGUAUCUGCCAAUAGCCUCGAUUGGUAUCUAUCUUGGUAAAGCAUUUUGCAUUUGCCAUGCGGGUCGUGAUGUCUUCAUUGGUGGGUAGCUAAAAGUGUUCCUCUUUAUGGCCUUGUUCAGGUGUCUUGGAUCCAAACAAAUGCGCAAACUACCAUCAGGCUUUUCAACAAUGGCCAUUGUAUUAACUUAGUCAGUGUAUCACUCCUCGCUUCUCCAUGUCAUCCAACUCUGCUUUCACUCUCUCGAAGUGCGGCUGGUAUUGUUCUAGGAAGAUUUAUAACUGGUGAAACAGUUGGAUCUAUUUCAAGGUGAUAAGGUUUCUCUAAACACCCAGUGAAGUCCAGUGAAGCCUUGUGCAUAUUUCUGAAAGUCCUCUUCUUUUAGUUCUUGAGAUGUUUUUGUAGUUUGGCUGCUAUGAUCAGUGGUGGUUUCUUCCCCUUCUGUUUUUGCUGUCAUGACAACUUUCAUUAGGCCCACGUUUUGCGAGGAACGAAGUCCCAGCAGCCCUGGCUGAUUUGUUUCCACUGCAUGGACUGUUAGCUCUUGUUCAAAAUCUAACUUGGAUUUCACAGGUAAUUUUAUGAUUCCUAGUACCUUGAGAUAAUCUUCUGAGUAUCUAGCCAGCUUUUGGUUGCACAGAUCUAUUUGGGGGUUGUCCCCUUCAAUCUCCUUGAGUUCCUUUUGUGGCAUUAUGUUCACUUCUGAAUCAGUGUCCACUUUUAGUCGCACGAGAUGUUCCUGUACUGAUAAAGUCAUAUAGCGCUCGUCAUUCGGAAUCUGAACUUCUGUAGUGACUGCUUCUACAAACAGUGGAGGCUCGCAGUUAUUCUCCUCUUCUUUGUCUGCCAUUAGCCCAUGGACUUUACGUUGUGACCAGCACGAGCUCUGGAAAUGAUGCUGUUUCUUGCAGUUGUAAAAUGUCUUGCAAUAUGCUGGGCAUUUUCUUACAUUAUAUCUUGUGCCACAAUUUCUGCUAUUAAAUAUCUUGCUGGAGCUGGGUCUUUCUUCAUUGGCUGAGGGUGUCUUUCUGAAUGGUGGCUUUUUCUUCGCCACUCCAAUUCCACGCAAGGCUGAGUCGUUUGCCAUGUCUCUUAGUUGUAUCUCUGUUGCCUCUGCAGAUCGAACCAUAUCUAUAGCCUUUUCCAGGGUGAGGUCUGAAAUCCUGAGCAAUCUCUCUCUUGUCUUGGUGUCACUGAUGCCAAGUACAAUUCUAUCUUUGAUAAGGGAGUUCUCUAAUGCACUGAAUUCUCGUUUAACUCAGCUUUCUCAACACAGUAACAUAUUGAUCAAUGGUUUCGCCACUUUCCAGGGCCCAUGAAAAGAGGUUUUUUCUCGGUUCACAGUAUUCCUCGAAUUUCUCUAAUACUUUAUCAAUGUUUUUGUCACCACCUUCUGCAUACCAUGUCAGAGUGUUAAAAACAUCGAUAGCAUCGUUGCCAAUAACUGUUAGCAGCGUAGCUACUCUGGUUGCACUUUCCUUCGCGUUUAUGCGAGUUGCAAUUUCGUAAUUUGUGUACUUUUGUUUGAACUUCUUCCAGUUUUCUGAGACGUUUCCGCCUCGCGGAUCGAGUGGUUCCGGGGAAGAGAGGCCUAAAUGGAACGCCAUUUCUUGUAUAGUGGCGAAGUCGUCUUGAUCCGUAUUUUCGGCGUUUCCUUGAGUUGUAUUUUUGUUAUUUAAUUAAGGUGUACCUCCGUCUUCUGCUGGUACAUUUUCGUUUUCUUCCUCUAUCUGGCCGAGGUUUCCUGCGCCUGUUACGGUUUCUUGGGACAUGUACUUUUCUAAAUCGCCGAUGUCAAUAGCCGGACUUUGCGUUCUGUCUUCGUUCCAAAACGUCACUCUACUGUCGCAGAGUUUACUUCUCGUGCUUCACUCCUAACACCAUGCAAUAAUCUUUCCUAACAACUAGGAUGGUUGAGGAUUCAAAACAGUUUUAAUCUCUGGUAAGGAACUACACAACAUGGCCGAAGCUCACACAGUUAUAUCUAUGCACAACCGUUGAUAAUUACAAAUAUAAUGAACAAUACAAUACAUUUUAUCAAUUCUCCCAAUUGGGGUUUUCGGAAUUAUUUUACAGGACUCAUUAGGCUAAGUAAUGUACGAAAUAACUAAAAAUUACAUGACUUUGUAUAAAAGACAAAAUUAAGUCAAUUGAAUUUGAAUGCUAGAACUACAAUUAUGGGGAGCAAGGGUGGCGCAGUGGUGAGAGCACUCUUCUCCCACUAAUGUGGCCCGGGUUCAAAUCUCGGCGUCGACGCCAUAUGUGGGUUGAUUUUGUUCUUGGUUCUCUCCUUUGCUCCGAGAGGUUUUUCUCCGGGUACUCCGGUUUGCCUCUCUCCUCCAAAACCAACAUUUCCUAAGUCCAAAUCGACCAGGAUUCAGGUAGACGAAGAACCACUUAGUGGCUGUGUUACCUCUAACUCGUUAUUCAUUUAUUUAUGGGAAUUAAAAAGCAUUAAACCAUUAAUUAAAAAAGAUCAACAAACUACGGGUAAAUGUUCUAUUUCCGCGUUCUGAUUAUCUCAAGUCUGGCACUCCUUUUGAAAACCUCAACAGAGGUAGAGUUAAUAAAGACUGUGCCAGUAUUUAGAAGCCUUGAAGCGGAAGGCACGCUGUGCGGCGGAGGUUCGACACUGAGGGAAGUUAAGUUGAUUGCCCUGUCUAGUGCAAUACGAGUGAGUUUCUCAGCGUUUUACAAGCAUUGUACCUAAGUAACUGGGCACAAGAUCAUUGAGAAAUUUAAAGAUCAUGGUUACAUCACGUAAGCGUAGUAGCUCUGCGAUCGUGAGCAAACCAACUUCAUGUAAGACUUGUGUAAUGUGAUCAAACGUUUUUGUGUUAGUACGUAUACGGCCGGCAAAGGUUUGAAUAAGGUGUAGUUUAUGGAUGUGAUUUCUUUAGAAGUUUCAGAUCAUACAGUGGAGGGGAGCAAUAUAACAGUUCCUAAAUACUAGGAAAUUUAGGAUUAUGUGCAGUACAUCUUUAGAGAUCAAGAGUCGCACCCUAUUUAUUUGAACUAAUGUUGAGAGAGGAGGUUAAUGAAGCGAUAUGCUAAUUGAAGGUCAGGUUCGAGCCAAGGUCCUUGGCGAAAGUUACAGGUACUAGAUCUUGACCAAGGAAAGGUACGGCGAUGUUACAGGGCAACUUGGAGAUACGUUUCCUCACCCCAAACAGGACAAACUCGGUUUUGUCAGGAUUAAUCAAAAAGUGUUUUGCGUUACACCACUCUGCAACGCUUGGCGUAGACAUGAAUCAAUGUGUUUUGACGUAAAAGAGAAAUAUAUCUUAGUGCCAUCAACGUAUGAUUCGAUGGUACUAAACUUGAUGACGUCGGGUAGAUCGUUUAUGUACAGGUUGAAAAGCGUUGGGCCGAGAAUUGACUCACUAUUACACAUAACGUACCUAAGGGCUGGUUCUGACAAUAACGUUGCAACCGAGUGAGCUGUUGUCUGAACCUAAGAACCCAAUAGUGCUGUGCAUAGUAUUUGAAAAUUGAAUAAUCUGCCUGGAGAAAUCAGUUUUUCUAAUUGAAAGGGGACUUGUCUUUUUCUCAAAAAUUUAUCAAAAUUCAAACAGAAGAAACUGCCGCCAAAUUGAGUGAAACUUGAAUUUAACCACUCAAAACGUUAAAAGAAGGUAUAAAUAACACAGCUAAUACUAACGAAAGCACGAAUGAACAAAUUUGGGGAAGAUUGAGGACGGAUUGCAAUUGAGCUUUUUGAAAACUUGUUGGCCUAACAGUCUUUCAAAGUUCAUUUUUGUUGUUUGUAACGUUUGAUAUAAAGCUUAUAGGGAGACACAUUCCUCUGACACAAAGUUAAGAUUUUGUCAUUCACCAGUAAUUUCUCAAAUUUCAUAGCGAAUAAGGACGUGUAACUGGCAUUAUAAACAAAAUGAAUUAGCCAGCCUUGACACAACUCCUUUAUAGUGAUGUUACACGAGACAAUUCGCAACGGCGAGUUUUAGCGCAACACAUCGUUGCAACAUUGUUGCGACAUUGUUUCGAAUGGUUACAUCAUUGUUCCAACAUUUGCAACGCUAUGUUGGGCUAAAAAUCGUCGUUGCCGAUCGUUCCGUGUAAGUAACAUCACCUUUAAGGUCUAUAGACAUCAAGAAACCCUGGAUUGAACUGGAUCGGAUCAACCCUUAAUUAACCAUUCGAAUAGGAGUACAGAGGUUGAACUGAUUUGGUCCAAUCCAGGUUUUAUCAGUGGCCCUUUUACAUUACUAAUAGCUUUGUACGCUGAAUUUAUAUUCCAGAUUUCCUAAUGUUAUUAUCCUUACAACUUCAAAUGUGACUGGAGCAAUUGAUUUGGCGUUUGUAGACAGGUGCAAUACUUUGUUGUUAGUUGUUGAUGGGGAAACACUGUCUUGAUAGCCUGCGGGAAUGAAAAGCCCCCCAAAGCCUACGUUUUUAUUGAAACCCUGGUCAUUGAAAGUGCUUCUAGUCCAAUGUUUGCCCAUGCGUAACAAUGCCUUCGAAAACGGAAGGAAAGUACAUGAACAUGUAGUGAUGCCCCCAGGAGCUCUACGCAAGGGUGAUUAUAAGGGUAAAUUGGAACAGCUGACUGUUUUGUACUUUAUCGUGUAGGUCUUGAUAGGUAUCGUUUGAAUUUACGUCUUCAAUUUCUUUUUUAUGCCCCCUUAUUGUGUGUGUGUUUUCUGCAACUUUCUUUUUGCUAAGAAGGAAUUUCAAGUUGCUAAGGGUGAAAACUACAGAGAGUAUUCAGAAAAAACGGGGUUGAUGAUGCUAUAGUUGUGAGACCUUGUGAGAGUACUCGCCUGGGAGCCUUGGUUCGAUUCAGUUCGGUCUUCAUUUUGGGAAUGUAGUUCUGUUUUUCCCUAACAUUCAAGUUUGCCCAUGUAUUGUAGAUGUAUAUGUUAAAAGUCAAAUUUGAUUUCAGGUUAAUUUUGAUUUAACGUAGGUUGAUUCUCAAUUCCUUUGUCUCCUAGCCCUAAGAGACAAAGGAAAUUGAGAAUCAACUUAGGGUAAAUCAAAAUUAACGUGAAAUCAAAUUUGACCUGUAACAUUUUGUACAAACUGACACAAACGCACUGAAAAGCCAUGUUGUUAAUUUUCAUCUUCAGGAAUCGACACUUCUUAAUUCCAGUUAAGACGUACGAACAGUUGUUUUGUAUUAAACGGCCUUUAGUUCUCCUGGUUGCUUAGUGGAUAGACAAAUUACAGUUAAAUUGCAAAGACCUAAAAUCGCGUUUUUCUCCAAUCAACAGGGCAGACAUCAAACAGUACAUUGGACCUCCUUCUGUCAAUGCGAUAUUCUCCAUUUAUCAUUCGUGUAUAACUGAAUUGAUGAGGGUAACGAUUUAUGAUGUUUACUUACGAGAAAAAAAAAUAUAGAAGUAUAAUAUUUAUAUUCAUAUUGUGUAGCCUGAGAAAACAGCCGAUAUUUUGCGACGACGCCACUGGUUUCCCUCCGACGGAAAUGACGUCUGUGGAACAGUGCAGAAAUUCCAUACUGAUCAUGACGUAUUACUGUCCAGAUCUGGGUAGUGUCUCUGAUUGGUCGAAGCAAAGUUCCCGCGUGGCACAACCAGUCAGGACCGCUACUCAUAUCUGGGUAGUAAUACGUCAUCAGUGUGGAAUUUCUGCACUAUUUCUUCAGACUUCAUUUUGCGGGGAAACCAGUUUUGGCGUCGUGAUAUGUCGGUUGUUUUCUCAGGCUAAAUAUUGCGCUGCGUCAAAAAUUUCAUGUUAAUUUUCUUUCUGUUUGUUUUUAGGUGGGAAUUAUUUCUCCAGUGCAACAGAUCCUCAGUAUACGGUACGUACGAUUGACGGUAACUAUUUUUUCCAACGUGUCGUCAUCACUACUUUCUCUUUACUUUGUUUCUCUCAGGGUUAAUGAUAGUUGUGUUGAAGACCAUGGAAAAUUUAAACUUACAUCUUUGUGUCAAAACGUUUGGCAAAACGAUUACCAAUUAACAGUGUUCUUUCUCACCUUCACAUUUAACCAGGGACUUGGAAGUUUUACGGUAAGCGAGUACAUGUAUCAAAUAUAUUGUCUUAUUUUUUUGUCGUUUUGAAUUUAACGCAUAUUAUCCAUCGUUUUUGUGCGGUCGCUAUUGCAUCCUGGAAGUAUCACUGUGAAGCGAUGCUGUCAUAAUUACACUGACUUAAAUAGAAAUUCGACUAAAAAGGUUUUAGAUUGGCUUCAUUACUGCGGCAAGAAGAGUAUGAGUGUAAAGUUAGACUAUUUUAAAAUUUCCUAAUUAGAUUUAAGUAUCAUUUUGCUUUCUUUCUUGCAGUUUUGUUAAUAACGAUGCCACAAAUCUUAGUCUGGAACUUUUAGAAAUAGCAAGGUACGUUGCUUUAUUUAUUCUCCUCAGUUUCAGUGCAAAAACAGCAAAUUAGACGGAUCCCAAAAUCAGAGACCAAAAUUCGGUGGCUAAAACAUAGGUGAAAAUCAGUUGGGUAACCAUAUGCUCUUUCUUGUUUCUUUAGUUCUAAAUAUUUGUCUUUUUUGAAAGACCCAUUUAUACGAUAAACAACAAUUCAGACAAUAGAUUUUGGGCCCCUCCCACCUUCUUAUGGCUGUUUUUGCUAGAUUAUUAACCGCAACGCAAUGGUUUGUUGCCUUCUUUUGUAAAGGAAAAGCCACGGGUUGAGUGGUAGAACACUCAGAAAGAUCCCGUUUUUGACCCACGCACGACACAUCCAGGUUAGUUUUAAACAUGUGCUAAAUGUUAAAGUCCAUUUCCGAGUUGUCCCGAGCCAUUCUUUCAGAGCAAGGCUAAGUGUGAAGCCUUUGUUCAACCUGAAAACGAUUUUUUAUUCUUAUGCGAGUAAAACUCAUUUUCACAAAAAUGGUUUUGUACCUAUAGCCUCGUUUUGAAAGAGAGAGUUUAUGGAACUCGGAAAUGGCCUAUUUAGGAGAGGUUGACCUCGCGGCAAUGUCGGCCAGCGGUUACGGAAAUACGGUACACGUGUGCUUUGGGCAGCCCAGUAAUUAGCUGGGUUACAAGAUUUUGCAGGGCCCAUGUUUCUGAGCAAUUCUGCGUGUUCGCCAUUACUAAUCCUUAUCUCGGCUGCGUUCUUCCCCGUCGCUCUCUACUCUCUCUCUCUAUCAGGUAUAAAUAUGUAUUGUUGACGUUGUGACUGGUUGCCGCUCACUGGACGAAACGUCUGGGAAACAGAGCUAAAAUCCUUGUUCUGGGCCCCUACCUGUGUACCAAGAUUUGAGUACGCGCCAUGAUUUGCCUGUUUAAAAUGCCAUUUCAUGUCGAUUUGCCAAUCAAGGUGAAAGGAAAUUCGAAGUGCUCUUCCAGUAAUUCUUUCAGUCCUUUGGGACGCCAGAACAAGGAUAUCGGUGCUGCUUUGCAGACGUUACUAACCGAGGUUAAAUUACGUCUGUGACGCAUGCUAUUAGUGUGGUGGUGCAAGCGUGGUCAGCCUUGCUUGCAUCAGCUUCACGUACAAGGUUUUCGUUGCGGCCACUCGCUUCGUUUAGCCUUUAGAUUGUGUUUUCCCUCCUUCCAUUCCUCCCUUUUUAUUUUCCACUGAUAUAUCAGUAUGAUAGGUGCCUUGUUCCAGUGGCUUUGGGGCUUAUUGCUGGAAGGCGCAGGUUUACCAGCCAUGGGCGCCUAACUUUCACCCGCUCGUUAACGAUAGGCUUCCACUCGUGGGUGACAAAUACCACGAUAAACUUCGGGUAUUCCUGUUUUCAUGAGCGCAUGCAGUAGAAGAAUAAUGUCGUUAACGUUUAUUGACGUCAUAUGAGUACAUAUCAAUUAUGAUUACCGUUACAUCAGUCGUUUUAACAAUUGAAAAUUCUAAGGAAAUCCUAGAUUUGGAAGAAAAUCACAGAAGCACUAUCACACUCCAUACCAGCUAAAUACAUUCUCGACUAUCGUGAUUAGUUUAUACCGCAAGAAUAUGGGUAUCUCAUUUCCCUAACUGACACUAUAACCGAAGACUAAAAUUCAGACUUCCAUUCAACUUUAAUAGUCAGUUUUAACUAACAGUGGCAGAUGAGAUGUCUCCUUCGCAUUCGGUCACUACCAAAGGCAUUCUAAGUACAAGUGCAAUGACUGGGUGGACAGUUACCCAUAGCACAGUUGGAGGCGCACCACCUAUCCAUGUUAGCCUGCCCUGCCCAUGCCCCUGUAGCCUUGCACUUUCCUGUUUGCGGUCCUUGUGUAGAGGGCUUCUGCGUCCAUGGAACUUUAGUGGUGGGGGCUCGCGUGGAAGGACUCAUUGGCGAAUCUGUGCCCGGACCCGCAGUUGUUGGUGCUGGAGCUCCUUUUGGUAAAAUCCUGAUAUCAGCGCAGUUUACAAAGGUUUCCUGUUGUUUAUUCAAUCCUACUCCACAGUCGCCUUGGCCAUUACAUCCCCAGUUGUUUCCUACUCUCCACCACCACUGUAACACGCAGUAAUCACAUGUCAAGCCUUUGGGCAGCACGAGUUUGAUGUGGAACUUUCCAUUUGAGGAUGUAUGAAGCUGCCAGCGAUUCGAACCAUCGGGCUGCAGCAAAACGUGUGUCAGCUGAUCCUGAGUGAUUGGACGCUUGACCAGCCUGCCAAGGCUGAAGCGAAAAGAUCCCUGAUGAUUGGACGUGAUCUUAAUCUUGACCUCGAUUGUCUCUCCUUCUCUAUAUGUCUUGGUAAUAAAAGGUGGAUCAUCAGCGUAUUUACCAGGGUAGACGUACUUGGCAUUUUUAAUGUGGUACGGAUCACCACAAACUCCACACUUGCCUUUGUUCUUUUGCCACUGCACGCUGAAACCUCCGCAGUUUAACUCAUUAUCUGUGAACUGCUUUGGGCGUUGGGGAAACUUUCUCCAGGCAGAAUUCCUGCUAGGCGGAUCUUCCAUAUAGCCGUGCCCAAAAACCGUCGCGAUCACGUUAGCAACUACCAAAAGUCGGAUGAUAUCUCUUGAUCCCAUUUUCUCUCUUUCGGCGUGCCAAAUGAGACCCUAAUGUGAGGUACUUCAGGUGAGAUUUAGAGCUACUCCAAGUGUAUUUCUCCAAAGUGCCGUAACCACUUAAAAGCUUUGAUAUUGUGUGAAUAGCUGUGUUAUUUCAUGAGAAAGCUAUCGGAACUGUUAACUUUGUUGCAGUGUGCGAGAUUUGAAAGAAUAUUAAAGGUGAAUAAACAUACAGUUUUUGAAACUACGGUUCAAAACGGCGAAGGUUCGAUAAAGACGAAAAGUAGAACGAUAUCUUUGACUUUUUUGUCUCUUUUGGCUGAUUAAGAAUGCUUCGGGGGAAAGUUCGGAUUUAGCUUAGUCCGUAAUUGUGUUAUUUCAGAGUUGAUGCACUUACUUGAAAGGUCUAUGAUACCAUAUAUGAAUAGCUGUACUGUUUGAGUGACAUUUUCGUGGAAUUGAGCCUCGCUAAAAAUGUGCGAGGCUCAAGGUGGGCUUUAAGUGAACAAAUAAACCCUUUGAAAGGUUUAUGCAGCAAGGGUGUAUCGUAAAUAGGGCAUGGUUUGUUGGCGCAGAGGGUUCUUUCAGUUGUCAAAAUUGCUUAUUCAGCUCAGAGCGUUUCAAGUUCCCAAACUAGAACCAAUCCUAUUUUUGUUGCCUAGGGUUAGCGUGACGGACAAAUAUUUGGAAUUAUUAUAGGGAGUACCUUAAAAUUUUUAUUAUCAGCUCACGGAGACUUAAAUUUGGGAACUGUCCUCAGUUACAAGGUAAACCAUACUGCAGUUGGUUUGUUUGAGUAAAGAAUGACGAAAAGAAAUCUCCAGGACCAGGAUUGCAUUUUCUGUAAAGUCUUUUUCUUUGCUUGUGUUCUAGUCAAAUCUCCAUUACUGAUAUUUAUUCGAUGAAAAACUAUUGAUACAAAUUUGCCUCAAAUUAAUGAUAAGCCCUUGUCAUUUCGAAACGCAAAUUGCCAUCUUAUAAACUCCCUCCCAACCCCGCACCCCGACAAAAAGGGGUUUUGUGAAAUACAAGCUCCGGGGCUUACUUUUAGAAUUUGAGAGGCUAUUCGAGCAACUCGCUCGCUAAGCUAGAAGGUACCGAGACAGAUGUCAAAUUAACUUUCAAAAUACUUAACAACAAAUUUUACGGAACCUAUUUUUUUUUUCUUUUGCCUUUGGUUUUAUUUUUAUUUCACGAAGGCCGGGCUGUUUUCUAAUCACAAUAACAUGUUAGGAAUGCGUAAAUGCCCUAUUGCUUACUUUUCGUUAACGUCCCGGGUGGGAUGUAAGACCCUCUAUGUUAGCGUUGAGGUCAGUUUGAGCGCUAAUGAUCUUCCAAUUGCUUCUCCUUGAAUACUGUAUCGUCACUCUCAAACUGUACGAUGGGUUGAUCGAUCGUUUUUUUGUGAUUCUGAUUAGCCUUUCUGCAGCUCUCCUUUUCCCUUUCCUAUGCAAGCCUUCUUAAAGCCGGUUUUUUAAACGUCUUUAUUUUCAAACUCGCCCUUACAGUAACUAGUAAAAACACCAGGCAGUACCAAAGAAAACUGUUUUUAUUCUAGUACUUGAUGGUUGUAACGGUUGUCGGCCCUCUAGUUGCUCAGCUAAUAGGACUUUUUCUGUUCUCUAAUGGAAGACCAUAACGAAAAUGAAUCAUACAUUUGAUGUUUCUCUCCAUUUUUAACUUGGUUUAUUUUUUUCUCUAGACUUCUUCAAUUACAUUGCAAGGCUUUCUUAAUGCGCUCUCCUGGACGGUGGACAAACAGUUUGAAGAUCGAGAAAAUCUCAAGAACGAUGACUAAAUCACAGUCGCUAAGCGAUGCCAUGCAAGUACUUGAUAAAACUAUGUUUACACAGCAGAGCUCAACAGCAGAACUAACUCUUAAACUGGAUGCCCUAUAAUUUUCAAUCGGGCUAAUUUCAUCAGUCUUAGAGAGACAGUCAGCUCCCGUUAUUGCAGACGCCCUUUGAACCACG
This is a messenger RNA of Porites lobata, 20813 nucleotides long. Lineage: Eukaryota; Metazoa; Cnidaria; Anthozoa; Scleractinia; Poritidae. The record is from the annotation of a GenBank genome assembly.